UUAGUUUCUGUCCCUCUCCUGCGGCCGUAGCGCUCUCUUACCUGGAGCAGAAGGCGGGGCUGUCCCUCGUCACAUGACUGAUCCGGCCGGUGACACACCUGGGCAGUGGGCGGAGCUGCCUCAGUCACGUGAUUCCUCCCGGGGGCUGAGGACACACCUGGAGAUUCGUACCUGGGGUAGGAGCGGCAGACUUCUCGCCCUAAGACACCUGAACGGAAGACCCCGGGAGCAGCAGUACCACAGCGGCCGCCACCAUGAAGGAGCCGGACAUCAAGUACAACAACCGCCCGCAGAGCUUCAAUGGAAUUGAGGAAAUGGUUGAGUUUCUUCCUGCCACAAACACGAAAAAAAUGGAGAAAAUGACGCUAAAAAAGAAACUAUUGAUAGUUGGCAUAAUUGUCGCCUUUGCACUCAUUUCUCUCGCAAUCGGCCUCUUAGUCUGGCACUUUGCAUACCGGAACAGACCAGUACACAAAAUGUUUACUGGUUAUUUAACGGUAACUAAUAUCCCUUUUGUUGAUGCAUAUGAGAACCCAGCAUCUCCAGAAUUUGCAGAUCUAUCCUCAAAAGUGAAUGAAGUGCUGCUGAAUGCCUAUCUCAGUGAUCCUGCCAUUGGGCCAUUCGUGCUCAGCUGCAACGUCACAGCAUUCAGUGAGGGCAGCGUCAUUAGUUAUUACGUGUCAGAGUUUAAAGUGCCAGCAUAUCAGGAGGACGCCCUCGACAAAGCCAUGAGUGAGCUAAAGGUGAAGACGGCCAUUGCGCGGCGUAUGACUCUGGCGGUGGAUGCGUUUGUGGCAUACCAGACCGAUCCGCAGAUGGCGAGAAUGUUCCGUGACAACCGCUGCACUUUUUUACUUCACGCCAGCCCUGGAGUUGUGACUCAGUUUUCCACCCCUGGAUUUCCCAACUUUCCUUAUGGACCUAAUGCCAGGUGUCAAUGGGCAUUGCGUGGAGAUGCUGGUCACAUGCUACUGCUUCACUUCAAAACCUUCAAGAUGGAGCCUUGCAAGGCAAACAAAGGAGACUACAUUACUGUGUAUGACUCUCUGACCGCCAUGGAGCCGCGCAUUAUGGUGAAGUUAUGUGGCAGUUACCCCCCGUCCUACAACUUGACCUUCAUUUCCUCACAGAAUGUCAUGCUGGUCACUCUGGUCACAGACAAUGUGGGGAGGUAUCCUGGCUUUCUGGCUGAAUUUAAACAGAUAGAGAAGACCACAUUGUGCGGGGGAGUCUUAAAAGAUGCCAGUGGUGAGUUCAGUACGCCCUUCUACCCAGCUCAUUACCCUCCCAACAGGGAAUGUAUAUGGGACAUCCAGGUUCCUGCAAACCAGCAUGUGAAGAUUAGAUUCCUCAUGUUCUACCUCUUGGAGCCCUCAGUCCCCAUCACAUCGUGUCCCAAGGACUACGUGGAGAUCAAUAAUCAAAAAUACUGUGGGGAACGAUCUCCAUUUGUCGUUUCCAACAACAGCAGCAGAAUGAUUGUGAAGUUCCGUUCUGACCAGUCGUUCACGGACACCGGCUUCUUGGCAAACUACUUAACCUACGAGCCUGAUAAUCCCUGUCCCGACCAAUUCGUCUGUAAGAGCGGCCGCUGUAUAGACUUGGAUCGGAAGUGUGAUGGAUGGAAUGACUGUGGAGAUUCAAGCGAUGAAAAUUCAUGCACCUGCACAGCCCUGCAGUUCCGCUGCAAGACCAGCCAGCUGUGCAAACCCCGGUUUUUCCUGUGUGACGGCGUGAAUGACUGCGGAGACGGCACUGAUGAACUGGACUGUAAAUGUCCAGACAAGUAUCUAAAAUGUAGAAAUGGCAAAUGUAUACCACAGGAGCAGAAAUGUGACAAAACUGAUAACUGUGGGGAUGGCACCGACGAGUCCGACUGUGGAGAGGCUGUGACGACCACUUGCACAGUGAACACCUUCAAAUGUGACAGUGGAGAAUGCAUGACCAAGCUGAACCCGGAGUGUGAUGGCGUGAAGGACUGCGCUGAUGGCUCAGAUGAGAAGCCAAUGUCCUGCAAUUGCGGGAACCGUCCUUAUAGUAGAAAGACCCGGAUUGUGGGUGGUGUGAAUGCUGACAUUGGCGAGUGGCCCUGGCAAGUCAGUCUGCACACAAAGAAGGAUGGGCACACUUGCGGAGCCUCGGUGGUCUCUCCAACCAUUCUGCUGUCGGCUGCCCACUGCUUCCAGGAUGCCCCGGGAGUACGGUAUUCUGAUCCUAGCACAUGGACAGCAUAUAUGGGGGUGCAUAAUCAGGCCACACGAACCACAAGCUCUGAUGUUGUCCAGCGCAAAAUAAAAAAGAUUGUGGCCCACAAAGGGUUUAAUGAUUUCACGUACGACAACGACAUCGCUUAUCUGGAACUAGAAAGUCCUAUCAGCUACACAGAAUUCAUCCAGCCCAUCUGUAUCCCCGAAAGCAGCCAUGUCUUCCCAGUGGGCAAAUCCAUAUGGGUGACAGGCUGGGGGGCUCUAAGUGAAGGAGGAUCUGGAGCCCAAAUCCUACAGAAGGCAGAAAUCCGGGUCAUCAAUCAGACUGAAUGCAACAAGCUUCUGGAAGACCAGCUCACAGCCCGCAUGGUCUGUGCUGGAUACGUCAGCGGCGGCAUCGACGCUUGUCAGGGUGAUUCUGGGGGUCCUCUGUCCAGUGUGGAGUCUAAUGGGAAGGUCUACCUGGCUGGUAUUGUCAGCUGGGGAGAAGGCUGCGCUCGCAGGAACAAGCCAGGAGUCUACACAAAAGUGACAGCUAUGAGGGACUGGAUCAAACAGAAUGCAGGUCUGUAACGGCCACAGUGGACUGGAGAGGGUCACAAACUUGUUUUUAAGGUUAUAUAAAUAUAUUUUUGGACUAUUUCAUGAAGUUUGGAUGAAACUGUGACCAGUUGUGACAGUGCAGGGGGAGGGGCUGGGAACCUGGAGCCAUUUGUUAUCCUGCUCUUCUGCUCUGCCGCACUGGACUGAGGUCGGACACUUGUACUGGGCAGUGACAAGGAUGGAGGAAUCUUAACGCGGUGGUGUCGGGGAACAUUGUGCCACAAAUACUCCAAAAUGGCGGCCUCUCCUGGCACCAUUAAACUUGGUUGGAUACCUGAUGGGAAGGUCAUGAUCUGGAGCCAACAGACAGCUCAAUUUUUAUAACUGAAAAGGAAUUUUUCAUAUUGGAGGCAUCAACAUGAAACCUCAGCUCCAUGAUGACGGUCACACAUCGGGAAAGCUUAUACCCCUAUUAGAGUGGCCAUGGCGGCUAGUGUGCAUCAGCCACUGGUGUGUAAGCGCAGACUGUGUCUAUUAAAUUCUUCGCCUCUGGGAUUUUAUCUAUUAUGUCAGACAUGUUUUAGUGACUUUUUAUUUUAUUUUUUAUUUUGUCUCUGUUUUGAUGCUCAUCUAGUUCUGUUAGUUUUGUGUCUUUUAUAACUUUUUGUAAAAAUCUCCAACUUUAAAUGUUCAUUUUAGUAGCAAACAAUCAUUGAUCCAGAGAAGACGCGGUUAAUCAUAUGCGUUGUUUUUCAUGGUUACAAAUCUUACUCCAAUUAUGAAUUUUCUGCAACAGUUUUUAUGUUUAUAAAUAAACAUUAUUAUUAAAGUUGUGUCU
Bufo bufo (common toad) is the source of this 3588-nucleotide messenger RNA. It is a transcript of the gene ST14, whose product is annotated as ST14 transmembrane serine protease matriptase. The coding region runs from base 255 to 2780 and encodes 841 amino acids. Gene Ontology annotation, cellular component: membrane. The transcript has 19 exons. Gene Ontology annotation, molecular function: serine-type endopeptidase activity; protein binding. Lineage: Eukaryota; Metazoa; Chordata; Amphibia; Anura; Bufonidae. Gene Ontology annotation, biological process: acrosome reaction; proteolysis. The record is from RefSeq and is a predicted model, not a curated record.